This is a messenger RNA of Cephus cinctus (wheat stem sawfly), 1452 nucleotides long. Its product is annotated as methyltransferase-like protein 6. The record is from RefSeq and is a predicted model, not a curated record. Lineage: Eukaryota; Metazoa; Arthropoda; Insecta; Hymenoptera; Cephidae. The transcript is spliced from 10 exons. Bases 174 to 1010 code for a protein of 278 amino acids.
GUUCAUUUUCUUCUUGAUCUUCGGGGUAAGCGGUGGUGUGAACUUUCAUCUGUUACUAUCCUCUAAAUAAGACAAUUUCAAUUAUAUUCCUAUUUUUUAAUUAACUAAACAAAAAGUUAAAUGGGAAUUAGUAUUUUAUAAUUUUACCGUGCUAGUGAAAUGAGUUUAGAGAGAUGGAGGAAUCGAAAACAGAAACUAAUUUAUAUCGCGGCCACGUGGCCAAGCGUCUUACCCGAGAAGAAAUCGACAAGAUGUUGGCUCAAAAUUCACGUUUAGUUCCGGAAUUUAGCGCGAUGCAACUUGAAAAAAAUGCAAAGAAAUAUUGGGAUUUAUUUUAUAAGCGAAACGACACGAGAUUCUUCAAAGAUAGACAUUGGACCACGCGCGAAUUCGAAGAACUUUUAGAUUUGGAAAAAGAGCAUGGCGUUCUAUUAGAAGUUGGAUGUGGCGUUGGAAAUUUAGUUUAUCCCUUGCUCGAGGAUGGUCUUAAAAUUAAACAGAUAUAUGCCUGUGAUUUUUCUCCACGAGCCAUAGAUUUUGUUAAAAGUCAUAAGCUUUAUAACCCUGAGAAAAUAAUAGCUUUUCAAACAGAUGUGACCAUAGAGAAUUGUUUCUCUGAAAUUCAUAUUCCUGUAAAUGUAGUAACAUUGGUCUUUGUAAUGUCAGCUAUACAUCCAGAGAAAUUUGAAAGCUUAAUUGUAUUUUACAGAGUAAUUAAGAAUUUGUAUACAGUAUUACAUACUGAUGGGGUUGUUUUGUUCCGAGAUUAUGGGCUGUAUGACAUGGCACAAUUAAGGUUUAAGCCAGGACACAAGAUUGCUGAAAAUUUCUAUAUGCGUCAAGAUGGGACAAGGACUUAUUAUUUCUCAGUGGAUGAAGUACAAAAUAUGUUUCAGUCUGCAGGAUUUGAAACAAUAUCAUGUUUGUAUGUUGAGAGACGAACUGUAAACUUGAAAGAAAGUAUUGAUGUACCUCGAAUCUUUGUACAAGCUAAGUUUAAAAAGUCUUGAACACAUGAUAGCUUUUUCCUGAAACUGAAAACAUCAGCCUGCAGUAAUGAGGGUUUGGUCAUCCUAUCACCAUCUCAAAAUGCAUAUUGGAGAAUUCCAAAAGCUUUGUCAAUAGUUGUGAAGGCAAAAUAAUCCAUUACCAUAUAAAGAUAUAACAAAGAAUUCUGACAUGUUUAUCAUCAAUCAGGGUGAUGUCCAAUUUCAACUGCUGUCCCAAGAAAUACAUUUAUUAAAGGUGGUUGAAUUGGUGGAAUUGGUGGUGGUGAUUAAGAUUGAAUUGAAUCGACGUUCAUAUCAAAAUUCUCAUUUAUACCAAUCUGAGCAGAUGAAAAUUUUUACAUGAAUUGGCAUUCCAAACUAAUGAAGAGCAUAAAGUUUCUCUACCUAAUAAUUGGUCUUGUAUUUAAGAAGGUUAAUAAAUGGUCAAUAACUUUUUACUUUA